Ictalurus punctatus (channel catfish) is the source of this 2155-nucleotide messenger RNA. RefSeq names its product proteoglycan 4a (gene prg4a). Gene Ontology annotation, biological process: immune response. Lineage: Eukaryota; Metazoa; Chordata; Actinopteri; Siluriformes; Ictaluridae. The transcript is spliced from 14 exons. Bases 187 to 1632 code for a protein of 481 amino acids. Gene Ontology annotation, molecular function: polysaccharide binding; scavenger receptor activity. The record is from RefSeq and is a predicted model, not a curated record.
CAGACUGUGGUGGUUAAUUACACAAUGUCCUGGUCCAGUCGAGAAAUCCAGCUGCUCGGUGCUAUAUAAGAGACAAAAGUGCAUCAGAAAGAAACAUUCUGAGUUCGAAAGAUCACCUGCAGAUUUUGCUGUUUGGAUCAUUCAGUGCUGAAAGUGAACAGGUUGAAACCAAGUGUUUGGAGAGUUAUGAUGGCUUCAUGGACUCUGAUUUCCUCUGUGCUGCUGAUAGCGUGCAUGCUGCUGCAGCAUUGUGCCACUCAAACGAGCUGCAGGGGGCGAUGUGGAGAGCCGUUCUCACGUGGGAAGAUCUGUACCUGCGAUAAUGACUGUCUCACUUACAAUGAAUGCUGCAAGGACUACGAGGAAGUCUGUACCUACCGUGGCUCAUGCAGGGGUCGGUGCCAGGAAGCUUUCAGGAGAGGGAGGGAGUGUGAGUGUGACCCUGACUGCACCCUCUACAACUCUUGCUGUCCUGACUACAACACACACUGUGAUAUGAAUUACAGCGCACCAGAAGUUAGGAUCAACAAAAUGUCAGGAGCUUGUGCUGAUGGCAGUUUCAGAUCAGCACUCCCUCACGGUCAAGACACUCCAGAUGCCAUUGUAGACGGAGGCAGUGUUGUAGAGCUACUGCCACUGACUGAAGAUCUAGCAUCACAUCUUCCUGCUGAUGCUAAUCUUCACCUCACUCUUCCUCCUGCAAUCCCUGUGGAAAACACAGCAGGCCCAGCCCAUGCUGGAGCUUUCUCUCCUGGAGAACCUUUCGCAGAUGUCCAGGUUUCCAUCUCCAUCAGCGGUCAAGCAAGUGAAGUCCCUAAUCAACACUCUGGUGUCUCUGAGCUUCUUGCUGGAAGACCAAGCACACUGACGGACAUAGCACAGGCUCUGGAGGCCGCAAGCACAGCAGGACUGCCACACCAGAACUCUAGCCCUGACCUCUGCAACGGCCUCCCGAUCAACGGUGUCACUUCACCAUUCAAUGGUUCCAUCAUUGUUUUCCAGGGUCAUUUUUUCUGGAUGCUGGACCCCAAGACCAGAGCAGCUGGUCCUGCUCGUAGUAUUACAGCAGACCUGGGCAUUCCCUCGCCCAUCGACACGGCCUUCACCCGCUGCAACUGCGAGGGCAAGACCUACAUUAUCAAGGGUGAUAACUACUGGAGUUUUCAGAAUGGCGUGAUGGAGCCUGGCUACCCCAGAUCUGUGUCUAAAGACUUUGGUGGGCUAUCUGGAAGCAUUGUUGCUGCUCUUUCUGUCCCAGCCACCAGGAACAGGCCUGAAAUGGUUUACUUCUUCAAGAAAGGAGGUAUGGUACAGAAACUCACCUACCCUGCUGGAAGUGGGCCGAUCUGCACUGGGAAAAAAGGAAAGAACCCCAUAUCCGCUAAGAAUCGCCAACCAGUCCGUCUCUCCGGGGAGAUCAACAUUAACCUGAAGUGGAAGGGAUUCCCCACCCCGGUGACCUCCGCUCUCUCCAUGCCCAACCCAAGGAAGCCUGAUGGGUUCGAAUACUACGUUUUCUCCUGGCCUAAAGUCUUCAGCAUUAAGAUCAGCAGUGAUAUUCCUGUUCUGGUGUCUCCUGCGAAGCCGUCUGCUGAGAAUGACGUCAGAACCUGGCUCAGCUGUCCUCAAUAAAUAAACCCGAAGCAAACGCAAACCUGACCUUGUCGUUCAGCAGCAAGCCACCUUUUAUUAGCAAAAAACACUGAACAGCUUUAUUCAUUAUUAGCAAAACAAUGAACAUCAUUCAUAAAAUACAAAAUAGCAAUUUGAAAUCAUAAUUAAGCAAACUGAAGCUAACUACAGAACAUACACAUUUCUAAUAUGUACAAAACCUGUGGUGCACGGAAUUUGUAGCUUUAUUUCUUUAAACAUGUUUGGAUGGAAAUUGGGAAACUUCGCAACUAGUAUUGAGAUGUUAUCAGAACGGCAUGCCUCUGCUGAACCCUCGGCCGCGGCCACCACGAGGAUAGCCUAUACCUACAGGGGAAGGAGAGAAGGAAAAGGAAAUUAGACACAAAAACCCCCAAGAGUCAAAAACGCACUGAAAAUGGCCUUAUUAAUGAUCUUCCAUUAGGGAUCUGACUUAAGUCUGAAUGAUGUCUUGCUGCAUUUUAUUCUGCAUUUAUCCUUUACUUCAUUAAAAUGUUAAAAUUGC